AUGGAGUACUCACGUCUACCUCUUCUCCCGAUCCUCGCUUCCAUUCGCCGUCGAUUGCCGCGCCUCUAUUCUUCUCACAACAACGAUCAUUUGAGCGGGGCGAUAUCUCAAAGGCUAUCGUCUUCAUCCGAGCCUUAUUUGCCAUAUAUGGGAAAGUUCGAACCGACGGAGAGCCAGCGGCCCUCAACAGCGAGCGACGACCUUGGCUCACUUGAUUCGACAUCAGGAUCGGACACCCCGCGGACGGACGAGGAGGGGUCACUGGCGAAGUAUGAGCAGGAGUCCGGCUUGCGAUGGAACCGUGUGGUUCCUGCAUUUAACCUCUUGCGCAACGCAGGCUAUGAGGCUCAACAGCCCCAAGGUGAUAGCCGCCUAGCACGGUCGUUGUAUAUCAGCGCCCUCAUGUACCUUCUGGAUGCAUUGCCGACCGAUCUCACACCCGAGGAAACAAGAAUGCUGGAGCAUCGUCUUCCCCAGCCUAUCAAGUCAUCCCUUGCUACGUAUCCCCAGACACAGCUCGCGCAGCUGGAUGCCAGUCCGACUAGACUCCGAACCGCCACCCGGGACCGAUCGUAUCUUCACAAACUCCUCGCUUCCAUUAUUGUUCAAUUGUUCAUUCUCAUCCGGGUUGUCUUGCCAUAUGCGAAGCUGUUACUGUAUCGAAUGUACGAGUACGAGCGGUCGCAUCGCAUCACCGAGCGUGCUGUCGCGAUGACCCUGGAUGCGGCUGAUGGGCUAGGCAAAAGAGGCAUUGAUAUUAGUUCUGCUGUAUGUAAAUUGCACGAGGGACGAAUCGGCGUGCUUUUGGGCGGUAUAGCGGGUUGGUGGAUUGAAGGAAUUGCGGGCGGCAUUUACGAUGGAGUCGGUGAAGGCAUGGUGCAUUUGGGGUUGCUGAGAACGGACCUCGAGCUCGAUAGGAUGGCGAUUAGGUAG
Molecule: messenger RNA, 933 nt
Organism: Penicillium chermesinum
Lineage: Eukaryota; Fungi; Ascomycota; Eurotiomycetes; Eurotiales; Aspergillaceae
Exons: 2
Coding region: 1-933 (310 amino acids)
Source: RefSeq, a predicted model, not a curated record